Messenger RNA from Vitrella brassicaformis, 1253 nucleotides. The record is from the annotation of a GenBank genome assembly. NCBI's taxonomy places the organism in Eukaryota, Vitrellaceae.
AUGCCUCCAAAAGAAGCGAAUAAGGCGGCCAAGGAUGCCCCCGCUGCUGCUUCCCUUGCCCCACCAGCAGAGAAUGCCGCCGCCCCUCCACCAGCAGACCCGGCCUUCCCCCUACAUCUCACACACCUCACCCACCAACACACAGACGCCCUCCAGCAGGCCAUGCAACUACUCGGCGACCACUCCAACAUCUCACCCGCUGCAGCCAAACUCAUCGCUACGACGUUUCGCGGUUACCUGGACACAGCUUUCCGUUCUCUCGGCUCGUUGGCCGACCUGUCAAGUGGGGCUUCGGCAUCGUCGCUGGCAAGAGGGAUUUGCGAGGGUGUGUGGCUGACGGAGGUGCGUCAUGGCAUCGAGACGGAGGUCAUGGGCCGCGUUAUGCGGCUGAGGGACAGGGUAAGGUGGGAGACUAUGCCAGCCCUCGGUAAGAAGCUGGAGAGCCUCUCGGCGGCUGCAGAAGCGCCCUCGUCUCCCCCUGCAGCAAAGAAGGGCCAGGCUGCCCAGCCGCCGGUGCCUGAAGUGAGUGCGGAAGACAGAGAGAAGGAGAAGCGGCGGGUUGUCGAGUGCCAGGUUGCGCUGCUCCUUGCCGUGGCUGACGUAUAUUGCGCAAUGGUGAGACACAGCCUUGCUGGGGCUGCCAGCGCUGAGCAGCUGGCAAUGACGAGCCCGCUGCAUUGGGGGAGGGAGGCUUACGCUGCCAUCACUCAUGCGGAGCACCUCCUGUCGACACAGCUGCCGCAGAAGGUCUGCCCGUCUUAUCACCCUCUCCUCUUCCGCGCCGCUCUGGGAAUGAAGACCCUCGACGACACGCUCAUCGACAGCUAUCAGAUGGAGAGCUAUUCUAUGGACCCUUUCCAUCAAUUCGUAUCUUCUGCCGUCGACAGCAUUCUGAUUGAUUUCGCCGAAGAGCCCGAGGACGACAUAGAAGACGAAGUAGAGGAGGAGGAGGAAGGGGAAAGCCCACCCUCUCCCCCAGCAAUCCCACACGAAGAAGGGACGGAGACAGAGACGCACGAGGAGGGUGGGCUGGUGGGGCGGCUGGACGAGGCCGUGAGGCUGAUGGGAGCAAGUGAGCAAACGGGAGACAUGAUUGAGGAGGUGCUUGAGGUGCUGGGUGAGUGCAGGGGACUCCUACUUCAGAAGUGUCCUGCCUUGGAUGCAUGUGCGUGACCCCACCCAUGCAUUCAAUAUGCUUAUUGAUCCCUUGUGAGUACUCAUUUUCAGACAUAGUCCCGCAUUCACUCACACUC